AUUCCUUGUUUGUGCUGAUGCAUGCAGGAUGAAGGAUAAAACUCUAGCUUUUGUCGGGGAUUCGUUGGGACGACAGCAGUUUCAGUCAGUAAUGUGCAUGAUCACAGGUGGUGAGCAGAGGACUGAUGUUUUAAAUGUUGGAAAGGAGUAUGGUCUUGUCAAAGGUCGUGGGGCCAUUCGUCCUGGUGGAUGGGCUUAUCGGUUCCCAAACACCAAUACUACCGUACUUUAUUAUUGGUCUGCAAGCCUCUGUGACUUGGUGCCCCUUGAUAUAACUAACCGUUCGACUGAUGUUGCCAUGCACCUUGAUCGGCCACCAGCAUUUUUGCGCCAUUACCUUCACAAAUUUGAUGUCCUUGUUCUCAAUACCGGGCACCAUUGGAAUAGAGGGAAGCUCAACGCUAACCGUUGGGUGAUGUAUGUUGGGGGUGUUCCUAAUACUGAUAGAAAAAUUGCAGGUAUCCCAGGCGCCAGAAACUUGACAGUUCACAGCAUCAUCAAGUGGGUGAACUCGCAACUACCAAGGUAUCCGGGAUUAAAAGCAUUUUACCGGUCUAUUUCACCAAGGCAUUUCUUCAAUGGAGAUUGGGACACUGGAGGUACAUGUGAGAAUACCAGUGCGAAUGCUGCUGGCAUGGAAGUUUUACAAGAGGAAUCUAGCGAUGAUCUUGCUGCAAGGGCAGUGAAGGGAACAUCGGUUAAGCUCUUGGAUAUAACAGCUUUGUCUCAGCUGAGAGACGAGGGUCAUAUAUCUCGAUACAGCAUAAAAGCCACGCCAGGUGCACAGGAUUGCUUGCAUUGGUGCUUACCUGGUGUUCCAGAUACAUGGAAUGAAAUCCUUUUCGCACAGCUGUAGUAGUCAAUACCAAAAAACAAAAUUCCCCACAUCAAUACCAAAAAACAAAAUUCAAUCUAAAAAACAAAAAAAAAAAAAAAACCAAAACACAAAACAUUCAACACAAAAAAAAUCCCAAGUCCAACACAAUUGCACAUAAAUAUAUACAUAUAGAGAAAGAGAUCGGGAACUAGAGGGCCUAAAAAAAAAAUCCCAAAUCAACACAAUUACAUGCUUGAUUCAUUGCUUCAAAGAAUUCAUUUGACCAGACCACAAAAAUUCUUAUGUGGACUAUUGCAGGUUGUUGAGUUGUUGUCAUGGUUGCUUCAGAUGGGUUAAACGUGGAGCUUUAAUUGUCGUAUUAUUGUAUCAUACCCCAUCUCUUUCCAAAUAACCUUUGAUAUCUUUCAUUUCCUAAAUUAAAUUUCAAUAAAACUAUAUAUAUAUAAAUUUUGUGUCUGCUU
Camellia sinensis is the source of this 1299-nucleotide messenger RNA. The record is from RefSeq and is a predicted model, not a curated record. NCBI's taxonomy places the organism in Eukaryota, Viridiplantae, Streptophyta, Magnoliopsida, Ericales, Theaceae.